GUUGACCCCUUGGUCCACCUUCGCACUUUUUUUUGCACCCCUGCCAUGAAAUGCACUUGGUUCUCGUGUUGCCGGGAACUUCUACAUUGUAUACUAGGAGCACUGCUAGGCAAGCAUAUAUCUUACAGGCGCGGGAUUAUACACCGAGACACCAGUGACAGCAAUGUUUGGGUGUGGAUUCCUCAAAUCGAUGAGCAGUUUGUAGUUCCUGAGUGGAUAAAAGAACAAGAUGGCAAAACACACUUCAGAAUGGCGGUGGUCAACCCAGAGUGGUUUCCUAGGCGUCCUGGGAUGGCUGGUGAUUUUGGCUUAGCGCUUGACAUGUUGGAGAGUCAGAGCGCUGCUAAUGGAGUUGUUACCACUGGAACAUUCCCUUUUGGCACCAGCACAGAAAAUGAGGCUCCUAGCAUCACACACGACCUUGAGGCCUACAUCUACCUUAUAUGGCUCAUUGGGGUGAACUUCAAGGGUCCCUAC
Molecule: messenger RNA, 477 nt
Organism: Suillus fuscotomentosus
Lineage: Eukaryota; Fungi; Basidiomycota; Agaricomycetes; Boletales; Suillaceae
Exons: 3
Source: RefSeq, a predicted model, not a curated record